GGUGGGGUUAAAACCCCCCAGUUCCACUUGAGAUCGCCGUGACGCCUGUGUGGAGGAUUUCUCCGGCGGUUUGUCCCCGAGGAGCGCAGCACCGCCGCUGAGAUGGACCUGCGCGCUGCCCCGUGCGUCACCGCAAACCUGACAGGAUACUAAACAUCUUAGAUUUUGCUCGUCGUCUGAGGCAACUUUCAGAUUUCAAGAGAGAUUUCCUUUCAUUUUGAUGCCGUAACCAUUAUCAGUAAACUUUUCCGCCGCGCUCCUCCUCAUCCGUCUCUCUCUCGGAUUUCCAUGAAGCGACCCAUCGGGUGACUAUAACUACUUUGUUGGGGGGAUUUUGCUUUGGGUGCGCCGGGACAUCAUGUGGACGCCGACGGAGGACGAGAAAAUAGGAGUUGUCAUCUGCAACUUCCGAGGCUCAGUGACUCAGGGCUUGGCUCUGGAAGUGGGGGAGACGGUUCAGAUUCUGGAGAAAUGCGAAGGAUGGUACAGAGGAUUCUCAACGAGGAAGCCAAAUGUCAUGGGAGUUUUUCCUGCUAGCUACGUUCACUUGAAGAAAGCCAUCGUCACCAACAGAGGGCCACACGAGACUGUGGUGCCUCUCGAAGACCCCAUCGUCACCGAGGUCACCUCAACGCUGCAGGAAUGGGCCUUACUGUGGAAGCAGCUCUAUGUGAAACACAAGGUGGAUCUGUUCUACAAGGUUCGCCACGUGAUGAUGGAGCUGAUCGACCUGAGAAGACAGCUGCUGUCAGGUCACCUGACACAAGACCAGAGCAGAGACGUCAAGAGACACAUCACCGUCAGACUCGACUGGGGCAACGAACACCUGGGUCUGGAUUUGGUGCCAAGAAAGGAGUUUGAGAUGGUUGAUGAAGACCAGAUCAGCGUGUCAGAUCUUUAUAAGAUGCAUCUUUCCAGCAGACACAGUGUACAGCAGAGCACCACACAGGGCGACAAUACCCGGCAGCGACAUGGAGAGCCUUGUAGAGUUCCAGUACCUCACCACCUACUGGUCAACCUGAAGAGCUUCACCUACAACACCAUCGGAGAGGACACGGACAUAUUCUUCUCUCUGUAUGACCUGAGGGAGGGGAAGACCAUCAGUGAGAAGUUCAUGGUGAGACUGAACAAGAACGGAGGACCAAAGAAUCCAGAGAAGGUUGACCGGCUGUGUGCCCUCUUCACGGAUCUGAGUAACAAAGACAUGAAGAGAGAUCUCUACAUUGUCUCACAAGUUAUCAGAACAGGUCGUAUGCUGUUGAACGACAGUAAGAAGGGUCCUCCGCACGUUCAGUACCGCCGACCGUAUGGCUGCGCGGUCCUGGCCAUGAGCGACGUGCUGCAGACCAUCUCCGAGCUCAAAGAGGAGAAAGAUUUCGUCCUUAAAGUCUACACGUGUAACAAUGAGAACGAAUGGUACCAGAUCCACGAGAACAUCAUCCGCAAGUCCAGCACCAAAUACACGGCGCCCAGCACCAACUACGGUCUGAUCAUCUCCCUGCAGCUGCUGAGGGGGGACACGGAGCAGGUCCGCAGGGAAAACCCGCUCAUUUUCAGCAGGGGGGUGGCCAUCACGCGCAAACUGGGAUUCCCAGAUGUCAUCAUGCCAGGUGACAUCCGUAACGACCUGUACCUGACACUGGAGCGAGGCGAUUUUGAGAGGGGAGGGAAAAGUGUCCAGAAGAACAUCGAGGUGACCAUGUAUGUGCUGUACGCCGAUGGGGAAAUCCUGAAGGACUGCAUCAGUCUGGGUUCAGGUGAGCUCAACAUGCCAGAGUACCGCUCCUUUGUACUGUACCAUAACAACAGCCCUCGAUGGAGCGAGGUGAUCAAACUGCCGAUUCCCAUCGACCGUUUCAGAGGGUCCCACCUACGCUUCGAGUUCAGACACUGCUCCACAAAGGACAAAGGAGAGAAAAAGCUGUUUGGCUUUGCCUUCACGCCUCUGAUGAGAGAGGAUGGGACGACUCUUUCUGACGAGAGCCAUGAACUCUACGUCUACAAGUGUGACGAAAACACAACCUUCAGUAACCACGCCCUCUACCUGGGCCUGCCCUGCUGUAAGGAGGACUUCAACAGCUGUCCCAAUAUCCCCUCCAGCCUCAUUUUCCAGCGCAGCACAAAAGAGACCUUCUGGAUCUGCACACAGCUUUCCUCCACCAAGCUCACUCAGAAUGUGGAUCUGUUGGCCCUGCUUAAGUGGAAGGCCCAUCCUGACCGGGUCAUGGACAUACUUGGACGGCUUCGGCAUGUCAGCGGAGAAGAAGAUUGUCAAUUUCUUCAAGACAUUCUGGACACCUUGUUCUCCAUCUUGGAUGACAACACAGACAAAUAUGGGCCCCUGGUGUUCCAGUCACUGGUGUUCAUCAUAAACCUGCUCAGGGACAGUAAAUACUACCACUUCAGGCCAGUGAUGGACACGUAUAUCCAGAAGCACUUUGCUGGAGCAUUAGCCUACAAAGAGCUGAUCCGCUGUCUGAAGUGGUACAUGGACCGCUCUGCUGAGGUGGUCCGGCAGGACCACAUACAGGAAGCCAUGAGGGCGCUGGAGUAUCUGUUCAAGUUCAUCAUCCAGUCUCGGAUCCUGUACUCUCGGGCCACGUGUGGCAUGGAGGAGGAGCAGUGCAGCAGCAUCCAGGAACUCUUCCAGUCCAUCCGCUUCGUCCUCAGCCUGGACAGUCGCAACUCAGAGACGCUCAUCUUCACUCAGGGCUCCCAGCCUUGUCCAGGUCCAAAUCAAGUCCCAGGUCCCGGCGUCGGGCUUCCCACUCCCUUAGCACUAGCUCCUGCCCCGGGCCAACUCCAGCCCCCUGUCCCAGGACAGGUUCCUGGCAGCGGGCAGGCCAACUGCACUCAGGCCGUGAGCGCCAACGCUCUGCGGCCGACUCCACUGUCAGCUGCACUUCUGAACUCGUUCCCAGCCAUCUUUGAUGAGCUGCUGCAGAUGUUUACCGUGCAAGAGGUGGCCGAGUUUGUGCGAGGUACUCUGGGCAGCAUGCCGUCCACGGUGCACAUAGGGCAGUCCAUGGAUGUGGUCAAGCUGCAGUCCAUAGCUCGGACCGUGGACAGCCGGCUCUUCUCUUUCCCAGAGUCUCGAAGGAUCCUUCUUCCUGUGGUCCUCCAUCACAUCCACCUGCACCUGAGACAACAGAAAGAGCUGCUCAUCUUUGGGAUACUCAGCUCCAUAUUCUCUAUCAUCAAGACCAGCUCUCUGGACACUUCAGUGCAGGAGGAGGUGGAGAUGAUGGUGGAGUCCCUGUUGGAUGUCCUCCUGAAAACCCUGCUGUCAAUCAUGAGCAAGAGCCAAUCGCAGGAGGCGGUAAGGGGUCAACGCUGUCCGCAGUGCACCGCGGAGAUCACUGGAGAGUACGUAUCCUGCCUCCUGUCUCUCCGCCAGAUGACGGAUAUCCACUUCCAGCACCUGAUGGAAAACUUCCAGAGCAAAGAUGAGCUCAAGGAGUUUUUGUUGAAGAUUCUGUGUGUGUUUAGAAAUCUGAGAAUGAUCAGUAUUUUCCCCCGUGACUGGAAUGUCAUGAGACUCCUCACCAGCAGCAUCAUCCUGACCACAGCUCAGUACCUCUCUUCCGCUCUGCACAAGCACUUCAUAGAAGCCGUUGACUUUAAGGUGUGGAACUCCUACUUCAGCCUGGCGGUGCUCUACAUCAAUCAGCCCAGUUUACAGCUGGAAAAUCUGAGUCCUGCUAAGAGGAAGAAGGUCUUAGACAAAUACGGUGACAUGAGAGUGAUGAUGACCUAUGAGCUUUUCAGCAUGUGGCAGAAUCUGGGUGAGAAUAAGAUCCAUUUCAUUCCCGGUAUGAUCGGCCCUUUCCUGGGAGUGACGCUGGUCCCGCAGGUGGAGGUGCGAAACAUCAUGAUCCCGAUUUUCCACGACAUGAUGGACUGGGAGCAGCGCAAGAAUGGGAACUUCAAGCAGGUGGAGGCGGAGCUGAUCGACAAGCUGGACAGUUUGGUAUCUGAAGGGAAAGGAGACGAGAACUACAGAGAGCUCUUCGGUUUGCUAACCCAGCUGUUUGGGCCUUAUCCCAGCCUGUUGGAGAAGAUCGAGCAGGAGACAUGGAGAGAGACGGGCAUCUCCUUUGUUACCUCCGUCACACGGCUCAUGGAGCGACUGCUCGACUAUCGCGACUGCAUGAAGGGCGACGAGACAGAAAACAAGAAGAUUGGCUGCACUGUUAACCUCCUGAACUUCUACAAGUCAGAGAUCAACAAGGAGGAGAUGUACAUCCGCUACAUCCACAAGCUGUGUGAUAUGCACCUGCAGGCAGAGAAACUACACGGAGGCCCGCGUUCCACCCUGCUGUUAUACUGGGAGCUGCUGCACUGGGACGAGCGACCUCUGAAGGACUUCCUGCAUUAUCCUGCUCAGACCGAGUGGCACCGCAAGGAGGGACUCUGCAGGAAGGUCAUCCACUACUUCAACAAGGGAAAGUGUUGGGAGUAUGGGAUUCCUCUGUGCAGGGAGCUGGCCUUCCAGUAUGAAUCUCUGUAUGACUACCAAAGUCUCAGCUGGAUACGGAAAAUGGAGGCGGCGUAUUACGACAACAUCAUGGAGCAGCAGCGUCUGGAACCCGAGUUCUUCAGGGUGGGAUUCUAUGGCAGGAAGUUCCCUUUCUUCCUCAGAAACAAAGAGUUUGUCUGCCGUGGUCAUGACUACGAAAGAUUGGAGGCUUUUCAGCAAAGGAUGCUGGGAGAAUUCCCACAAGCCAUUGCAAUGCAGCACCAUCAACCAGAUGAGGCCAUCCUGCAGUGUGAUGCACAGUACCUCCAGAUCUACGCAGUAACGCCCGUACCAGACAGCGUGACCGUCCUUCAGAUGGACCGAGUACCGGACGCAUUAAGAAGCUUCUAUCGAGUCAACAACGUUCGCCGCUUCCGUUACGCGCCCUUCCACAAAGGCCCCAAAGAUCGAGACAAUGAGUUCAAGAGUCUGUGGAUAGAGAGGACGACUCUGAUCCUCACCCACCCGCUGCCGGGGAUUUCACGCUGGUUUGAGGUGGAGAAGAGAGAGCUGGUGGAGGUGAGCCCAUUAGAAAACGCCAUUUCUGUGGUGGAGAAUAAGAACCAGGAGCUGCGCACUUUGAUCAGCCAGUACCAGCACAAGCAGCUGCACGGCAACAUCAACCUGCUCAGCAUGACGCUCAACGGCGUCAUCGAUGCUGCUGUUAACGGAGGCAUCGCCCGAUACCAGGAGGCUUUCUUUGAUAAGGAGUACAUCACCAGCCACCCUGAGGACACCGACAAGAUCACACAGCUCAAAGACCUGAUGCAGGAGCAGGUUCCCAUCCUGGGAGUUGGCCUGGCUGUCCACGAGAAGCUGGUGCACCCAGAAAUGCGUCCCCUGCACAAGAAGCUGAUAGAUCAGUUCCAGAUGAUGAGGAGCAGCCUCUGCCAUGGUCUGCCUGGUUUGGACAAGUCCGGCUCAGGGCCCAACACACCCAGAGGAAUCCUGACCGCUCACAGCCCCAUGAGCCCCGAGAGCUUCAAGCUGAUGCACCGACACAGUCCCAUAGCUGUUCUGACUCCUGUGCGCAACUCCUCCUCCUCUCUCUCCUCUCAAACCUCCAGUGAGAUGGGCAACGUUGGCAACCUGCUGAUCCUGGCUGACGGCGUGGUAGUGGAGCACCCCGAGGACUUCUACCGCAUGCAGGCGAGCCCGUCCUCCUCCAGUCUCAGCUCCACCCACUCUGCACCUUCUCAGAUGAUACACUCCGCCCCCUCAACCAUCAGAGUCGGCUCUCCGUCUCUGCCUGACAAAUACAGACACAACAGAGAGAUGCUGAUGCUGCUGCCACCACACAGAGAGAGGCCGAGCAGCGCCAUGUACACCAACAUCACAGAGAACGCGCAGCCACCAAACUUCCAGCGGGCUUUGCUCCACCAGGUGAUCGGUCCCUGCAAACCCUGCAGCGAUCCAAACCUCUCUGUGGCUGAGAAGGUCCUCACUGCUCCCAGCAGCUGGAGUUUGGACAGUGGUACCAGAGAAGCCCUCCCUUUCCUCUCCUCCCACAUCGGCAGUGUCAUAGCACCACCUGUUCCUCCACGCAACCUGCCUCAUGGGCAACACCUGUUGAUGCACUUUGAUGCUUUCCACCACCAGGUCAGCGACCUCCCUCCAGCUCUCCCUGCGCGCUCCUUAAGAAAGUCUCCCCUGCACCCUAUACCUGCCUCGCCCACCAGUCCACAGUCCAUCCUGGAUGGCAGUAACUCCACCCUGUCAGGCAGUGCCAGCUCAGGAGUCUCCUCCCUCAGUGAGAGUAACUUUGGCCCCGCCUCCUCCUCCGCCCCCGCGGCCAGCCGCACAGACACCCUCGAGUCCGUCCCCAGCAGCCAGGCUUGGACCACAGACCAGGAGGACCUUGACUCACCUUACCAGCCCGUCAGGUACAGCGUCUCCGAGCCUGAAGUCCUGGACGGAGUCAAGCCCCCGCCCUGCCGCAGCCACUCGGCCCCAGGAGGUGUCACCCCCCCUCAGGCGGGGUUCCAAAUCCAGCCCCAGGCUCCGGGUUCAGCCUCCACCGGAGUUCCACAAACACAGCAGCAGGAUGGGCUGCCACACCCCCAACACCCCCACUACUACCACCACCACCAUUUCCACCCCCACUACAUCCCCCACCACCCACCCCUCUACCACCUCCAUGAGCCUCCAGCACUGCCCCCUAAACCCUACCUCAGAGAGGGCGGCAUCCCUGAAGAGGACUCCCUGAUCAGCCAGUCUGCAGCCCCCCCACCUCCUGCUCCACGGCCCAUGCCACGCAAGAUCUCCCAGCCCAUAAUCGCAGCCACCAAGGAUGAGCAGGCUAAAGUGGCGUGGGAGCACGGCAUCAGCGAGGAGUAGAGCGCCCCCUCGUGGUUUGUAGGAACAGUUCACAAACUUUUCUCAAAAGAGAGAAAAGAGCAAGAGCCAAACUAAAAACUGGGUCCUGAUGUUGAGGGAAGCUUUCUGAUUCGCCCCCCCAGCUGCCCCCCAGUAACCACUGAAGGCUCUAAUCUGCUCUCUCACUCCAUCCUCAGCAACUAGCUGUGAUUCAAGUGUUUCCUUUAACCAAAUAAUCCU
Molecule: messenger RNA, 7075 nt
Organism: Archocentrus centrarchus (flier cichlid)
Lineage: Eukaryota; Metazoa; Chordata; Actinopteri; Cichliformes; Cichlidae
Product: dedicator of cytokinesis protein 3-like
Biological process (GO): small GTPase-mediated signal transduction
Cellular component (GO): cytoplasm; plasma membrane
Molecular function (GO): small GTPase binding; guanyl-nucleotide exchange factor activity
Source: RefSeq, a predicted model, not a curated record